AUGGCGCCUCCUACUAGCGUGGGCGAGGGGAAGGAAGGACAGGUGUUCCGGCUGGUGGAGUGGGCUUGGGACAUGCACGGCCGAGGCGCCGCUCUGGACGCCGCGGACGAGCGGCUUGGUGGAGCCAUUGACCAGUGGGAGAUGGGGCGGGUGGUCGCCGUCGGGCUCUGGUGCUCGCACCCGGACCCAAAGAUGCGACCGGGGAUCCGGCAGGCCGCCGAGGCACUGCGGUCGAGGAAGUUCAGGAUACCGCUGCUGCCGCCCAAGAUGCCGGUCGCUGUGUACCUUCAGCCGUUCGGUGCCUCCACCAUGCAGUUCAGCGACACCACCACCUCUGUCGGGUCUUCUGUUACCAUGCCGUACACUUCGACGACGAGCCGUGCGACGGCCGACGGCGACGGGGACGUCUAA
Miscanthus lutarioriparius is the source of this 411-nucleotide messenger RNA. Lineage: Eukaryota; Viridiplantae; Streptophyta; Magnoliopsida; Poales; Poaceae. The record is from the annotation of a GenBank genome assembly.